AUGUGGGCAUCGAGCAGUCUCAUUAGCGAGAGCGGGUGCAGCGAAAGCUCGCGCGGCGUUCGGUUGGAACGCGACGUGGAGCAGCAGCGGCUGACGAUCACACACGGACGGGACGACGCGGACGCGUGCGUCGAGCUCUCGGACCAGGAGAUCGUCACGGACUUGUUAGCGACGUUGCCCAAGCUCAAAGCAGCGGUCGAAGACCACGAGAGCAAAGCGCCGAAUUGGCUGCGCAAGUCCAAGAGCGGCGACGCUGUCGAAGUGUUUGAGCUCUUGCCGACGCACGACGGCAAAGGCGACGACAUGGAUAUUGUUUACUCGGUCGUGGCGACGAUCGAGAUCGAGUGCCACUUGAACGAAGUGCUGAACGUGCUCACGAGCCACCGCACGAAUCACGACUUGGAGGCGUCGAUGCGCGCGAUCAUUCCCAACAAGAAGGUCCGGCAGGGCCAAGUGCUAUUGCAGCCGCACGCGACGACACUGGACGGCGCGCCGGCGCGGCACACGCGGGGCAAACACCGGACGUUCCGCGGUGGCAGCUCGUCCAUCCGCUUUGACAACCCGAGCAUUCCGGAACACUGCGUGGACGACAAUGACAGUGACGCCGGCGCGGCGCGCAAAGUGCUCGUGAGCGUGAGCAUGACGCGGUUCAAGUCGAAGCGCCGGCUGGACCUCCAAGGGCGGCUCCGGAACUGCCACCAGCGGCUGCAGAAGCUCUGCCUCGCGACGCUCACGCAUCAGUUUGCCGACAACCAGCGCGCGAUCCACGUGAUCAAGACGCUCCCGCGGUCGCUGCACGACCGCCUGGCGCCCGUGGAAGAGAAGCAGCAGCGCCAGUCCGUGCUGGGCAGCGGCCUGCGCGGCCUCGACCACAUCUCGGUCGGCUUUGACGUCCAGACGCGCACGGUGCACUGCGUCGGGUCGCGCGGGACGCGACAGUCCACGCGGAUCAUCGCACACGGGUACGCGGCCAUAACGCCGCCCGAGCAGUUUGGCCACUACCAGCAGACGACUGCUACGCCGUACAGUCCGUCCGAGUUGGCCCACUACCGCUCGUCCCGCAUCAACGCCGAAGCAAAGCACGUGAUCGAGCUCCUGACCACGUCGCUGCAGCAAUUCGAGCGCGUGAUCCGCCGGCGCCGCUUUGGGCUGCAGACGUUCAUCAAGAUCCGACCGGGCGAUCGCGGCGGCGGCGGCGACCGCCAGGGCUUUGAGACCUGUGAAGUGUGCAAGAAGCGUUUCUCGCUGCUCCGGCGCGAGCUCUAUUGCCAGCUGUGCGGCCACGUGUGCUGCGGCGACUGCUCGAAGCUCUACGAGGUCGAAGCUACGGUCGGCGACGUCACGAAGAAGCGCAUGUGCGUGCGCUGCAUCGCCAACGUCGACUCGUGCGUCUUCGAGGACGACGAGUUCACGACGGCGUUAGGGCCCGCCGUGGUCGAAGACGACGACGACGACGACACGUCGUACGACCACGAGAGCGACCGCGGGAGCGACUGCGGCCGCGGCCGGCGCUACGAGAACGACACGACCGCCAGCAUUGGCUCGACCGUCACGUGCUCGGAGUUCGAGAGCGGCGGCAGCCCCGACGAGCUGCUGAGCGAGCUGUACCCCGAGAGCGCGCUGCUCGAGCACUCGAUGGCGCUCCAGGCGCUUGACCGCAUGGUGAACCCGCACGCACACGCCGUGCGGCAGCAAAAGGCGCUCGAGCGGUCGCGCAUGACGCAGUCGCAGCUGAGUCCGCCGCUGCCCGUGCGGCGGGGGCAGCCGGUGCCGUCGUCGGCCCCUCCCGCUCGCGGGCAACAGGUGCAGGCGGCGGCCCACCACCUCACGCACAGCCAAUUGAGCAUCUCGCGCUUCAAAGAGUCGCAGCUGACGCAGUCGCAGCUGAGUCAGUCGCUCUCGAGCAUGCAGCAGCUCCAGCAGUCGCGUCUGACGCAGAGCCAACUGAGCCAACCGCACGCGCGCUCGCGCCUUCAGCCGUCGAGCCACUUUGCGCCCAGCAGCAGCAGUCACGUGAGUGCCUCGCGUUUCCAGCAGUCGCACCUCGACGACUCGCUCGUGGCACAGCUUCGCGCGGACGUCGAAGACCACCUCAAGCGCACGUUGCGCGCCAACUUCCACGACACGCGCGCCAAGUGCUCGGGCGCAGACGAGUCGCAGUUCUCGAUCGCGCCGGCCGAGCGCGACUACCAAUUGGAGUUCGACGGCAGUCAGACCAUGUCGCCGUCGCAUCCGCUGCCGCCAAAGCCGCUGCCGGCGCAAGAGCGGCGGCGACUGCACUACGUCAUUGGCUCGGGGGCGCUCAGUCCUGCCUACGACCGCAGUGCGCUCAACAUGCUCGCGCAGGUGGCAGCGAACCACUUGAAUUGCCCUAUUGGGUACGUCACGAUGAUCGACCAGUCGACGCAGUACGUCGUGGGGCUCUACCCGCGAAAAGCCAUUGGCACGUCGCUGCCGCGAGAGGAGUCCAUGUGCUCCUACACAGUGUACCACGAACGUCCGCUCGUGGUCAAAAACGCUCUCAACGAUAUCCGAUUCAGUCACAUGGGCUUUGUGAGCCAAACUGGGCUGCGGUUCUACGCCGGGUUCCCCAUUCGCGCUCCCGAUAGCGCCGUAGUGGCGACGAUCUGCGCGGCUGACUAUAAGCCGCACAAGUACAUUUCGGCCAAGCAGUACGUCGCCAUGGAAGCACUGGCUGACUUGGCCGGGACGCUCCUGGUCACGCCGGAUCUUGAGUUCAACACAGCAAAGCACAAGCGCCAAGCGGUUUCGAGGCAGCACGUGCGGAACCAGUAA
This is a messenger RNA of Hyaloperonospora brassicae, 2796 nucleotides long. NCBI's taxonomy places the organism in Eukaryota, Oomycota, Peronosporomycetes, Peronosporales, Peronosporaceae. The record is from the annotation of a GenBank genome assembly.